Messenger RNA from Zea mays, 1969 nucleotides. RefSeq lists its product as uncharacterized. NCBI's taxonomy places the organism in Eukaryota, Viridiplantae, Streptophyta, Magnoliopsida, Poales, Poaceae. Gene Ontology annotation, molecular function: amino acid transmembrane transporter activity. Gene Ontology annotation, cellular component: membrane. The record is from RefSeq and is marked predicted. Gene Ontology annotation, biological process: transmembrane transport; amino acid transport. Bases 906 to 1730 code for a protein of 274 amino acids. The transcript is spliced from 7 exons.
AGCUGAGGCGGAGUAGCCAAGGAGAAGUCAAUGCCGUUCUAGCAGUCCAGCUUUCACAUGGAGCAGGUCAAACACCUUAUUACGCUUGACGCUUUGCAGCAGCGAUCUCGAUCUGUGGAGGAUUGCAUCAACCUGACAAUCUCUCGAGUUCUUCACCUCCUCUCUCCCAACGGCAUCCAUUCAGCCCUUGGAUGACCAGGCAUGGCCGUGGGAGGCCCCUCCUGGCCCAAUUUGCAGUGCCUGGUGCGGCGGAAGCCGGCGACCGCUGGCUGGGCCGAAGACGCUGACAGGGGAGGUGUCCAGCGCCUCGCCAAGACGCUAUCUAUUCCCCACCUCGUCGCCAUCGGUACCUUUUUUUUUGUGGCAUGCAGUCUCUGGAGCUGGAGAGGGGUUUUGUGCUUUCACUGAAUCUACAUCUACUACUGCUCUGUCAGAUUUAGACAAUGCAAUACGUGCCUCACUUGAACAUGCAUGAUCCUCAGGUGUCGGCUCGACGAUUGGCGCCGGCAUCUAUGUCCUGGUUGGAACCGUGGCUCGUGAGCACACCGGGCCGGGACUGACGCUCUCCUUUCUGAUAGCCGGCGUCGCCGCGGCUCUUUCAGCAUUGUGCUAUGCCGAGCUCUCCUGCCGUUUCCCUUCGGCAGGGAGUGCCUAUCACUACUCCUACAUCUGCAUUGGGGAGAGGUACAUGUGCAAAUGCACACUGGCAACGGUUUCUUGUUAUUUUCCCAUCUGUAUUAUACUCAGUGCACAUCAUAAUUAAGGAGGAACCGUGGGUUCCUUGCUCACCUUAGCCUUUUGAUCUUCAUGACAAACUCCGGAAAACUGUGCCCAGUGUUGCUUGGCUGAUUGGGUGGGCCUUGAUCCUUGAGUACACCAUUGGGGGGUCAUCAGUGGCACGUGGCAUGUCACCAAACUUGGCUCUAUUUUUCGGUGGCCAAGAUAAGUUGCCAUUCUUUCUAGCACAGGUGCAUGUCAAAGGCCUCGACACCCCAGUUGAUCCAUGUGCUGCUAUUCUUGUCCUGAUAGUUACUGCAUUACUCUGUCUGGGAAUUAAAGAGAGCUCAUCUGUGGAAGGCAUCAUCACCACUGCAAAUAUCAUAGUGAUGCUCUUUGUCAUCUGCGCUGGUGGAUGGCUAGGAUUCAGGAAUGGCUGGGUUGGUUAUAAAGUGCCAGAAGGUUAUUUCCCUAAUGGUAUCAGCGGAGUUCUCUCUGGAUCAGCAACCCUCUUCUUCGCAUUCAUUGGCUUCGACACAGUUGCUAGUACGGCCGAGGAGGUGAAGAAUCCUCGACGCGAUCUUCCAUUGGGUAUGGGCCUGACCUUAUCCCUGUGUUGCUUCCUAUAUAUGAUGGUUUCUGCUGUUGUGGUCGGUUUGGUGCCGUACCACGCGAUGGAUCCGGACACCCCUAUUUCUUCUGUGUUUGCGCGAUAUGGGAUGCAGUGGGCCGAGUAUGUUGUUUCCAGUGGAGCUGUUCUUGCUCUUGUGGCAUCCUUGAUAGGUGGUAUUCUUCCCCAGCGAUCCAAGCAAGAUGACGUGAGAGGCGGUGGCCGCAACCACAAGCGGAGAGGAGCUCGACGGGGCGCGCCGCAGGGAGAUCUCUGGGCGAGGAGAGGACCUCGACGAGGCGUUGGCGUCUCGGUGGCCAUGAAGCCGUGGAGGUCUCUGGGAGCUGGCGGCAGGGCGACGAGGAGCUGGCGGCUGGGUGGAAUCGCGACGAGGAGCUGGUGAAGGAGCGGCCUAGCGGCGGUGUGGACUGGCGGCGAGGAGCUAGUGGUGGAGCCUGGCAGUGGGGCGGCCGACGACGAUGAAAUGGGGAUGGGGAUCGAUUUCUAGGAACAUAGAAGAUGGGGAUGUUCGUUGUGGGCUCCACCUGUAGCAACAAACGUGGGCCCAUGCUGUCAGGCACGUUAACUGUGAUGGAGACGGUGUGCGAGUGUUUCUCUGAGCAAAGGAACGGGUCCGUGGGC